AAGCAUUAGGACCAAUAAUGAGAGAUCUCAGAGGACCUGCCGCUCAGAGUAUUCUGCUUUCUUUAGAAGAGUUGUGCCUUGAUUCUGGAUGAUCCACAUGGUUCGUUUUUUUAAAAAAAAUCACCCCCUUUGUAGUUUAAUGGGCAUUCCCAUUGCUUUUUGUGCCUCUCUCUAAAAAGCAUUGACGUGGAAAGAAGCAGCAGCAGGGGGUGGAGGGACUGCAGCUCUUCUAAAAAUACGGAGGGCAUGCAGGAGUGCGAGCAGGCUGGGGAGGAGGAGGAGGGUGUGAGAGUGCCUCACACCAUGUUUUCUGGAUGCCAGCUGGGUGCAGUUUUGGAAAUGUUCCUCCUGUGAAUGGAGGCACCAUGAACAUUUGGGAAGUGAUCCUGGCUUUCUUAAUUGUGGUGCUCAUCCUUGUAUCGUUGCUGUCCAAUGUGUUGGUGCUGAUCUGCUUUCUGUAUAGUGCAGAUAUCCGCAAGCAAGUCCCGGGAUUGUUUAUCCUCAACCUGACCUUCUGCAACUUGUUGAUGACUGCUUUGAACAUGCCUCUCACUCUGGCUGGGAUCAUUUACAAGAAACCACCUGGAGGAGAACAGCUUUGCCACAUAGUGGGGUUUUUAGAGACUUUCUUGACUACCAAUUCCAUGCUGAGCAUGGCAGCUCUCAGCAUUGACCGGUGGAUAGCAGUGGUAUUUCCUCUAAACUACCAUUCCAAGAUGCGUUACAAAGAUGCUGCCCUCAUCCUGAGCUACACGUGGUUACACUCAGUAUCUUUCCCAAUUGUGGCAACUUCUCUUUCUUGGGUAGGAUUCCACCACCUUUAUGCCUCUUGCACCCUGUACAACAAGAGACUGGAGGACAGGACCCAGUUUAUGAUUUUCACAGGAAUCUUUCAUUCCUUUAGCUUUCUCCUUUCUCUCGUAGUCUUGUGUUUCACAUAUCUGAAAGUGCUGAAGGUGGCACGCUUUCACUGUAAAAGGAUUGACGUGAUUACUAUGCAGACCCUUGUGCUCCUUGUGGACAUCCAUCCCAGUGUAAGAGAGCGAUGUCUAGAAGAGCAAAAGAGACGGAGACAACGAGCAACCAAGAAGAUCAGUACAUUUAUUGGCACUUUUAUACUUUGUUUUGCGCCGUAUGUAAUCACAAGAUUAGUAGAAUUGUCAUCAAUAGUUCCCAUCAAUGCUCACUGGGGAGUUAUUUCCAAGUGUCUGGCCUAUAGUAAAGCUGUUUCAGAUCCUUUUGUGUAUUCUUUGUUACGACACCAGUACAAGAAAACGUGGAAAGACAUAAUAAAUAAGAUGCUGAAAAGAAGCUCAAUAAAUUCAUCAGCUCUCACAAGUGAAUCACAAAAUCGAAAUUUUUUGCAAGGGAACGAAUGAAGAGGCAAGGACUAUUUUGGAAAUGUAGCAUAAUGCUGGUGGACAAAAGCUGACGAAUGAUAGGCAGGCAUCUCUGGGAUCAUCAGCUGACAAUGUUUUGAAAAGCCUACCUGUUAAGUGUUCAGCAAUUUAGGUAAUUAAUUUUAAAUCAAAGUUGGAUGCCUUUUAAUUCUGAUAUACAAUAUAGCCUACAAGAUCUCCUUCAGCUUCAUGAAAUAUAUCCAUCCAUAUCUGCAAAGGCAUAAUCUUGUCUUUAUUUAAACAUGGAUUUGGUAUGGAUUAUAGUAAAGGAUGGUGCUUACAUAUCUGCCAUCCCUUUGAAACAUGAAAACACUGGACGACCUUGUGACACUUUUGAUAUGUGACAGCAAAUUGACACCUGCUAAAAUGUGAUUACAUAACUACAUGAUCUAUUCAAAAUAGACAUAACUAUUCUUCCUAAGAUAUGGCCAUAUGAGGUCAUACUUAAUUGCACAUAAACCUGUUGAGUGAGAAUCAGGGUAUCUCAUCUAUAAAUUCUUAGUUUGAGGUACUGCUUUCAUUAUGUGCAAAUACAAGAAAGGUAUUAUUAUUGGGCCAGGACACUGCUCAUAUUUUUUAAAGUGAUGCUCAUGCCCCUUACACACAAAAGCAUUUUCACACAUCAAAAUGGGGAUAUUAUGCGGAUUUCAAGUAUUAACUACAGUACACUGCUUCACUAUUUUCAGUCAAAGCUAUAGAAGCUUUCAUGGCCCACCAUCUCAGUGGUUGAGAAGAACCACCAUUGUAUGAGAUAAUAUAUUCUGCAAUCUGCAUGUGUCCAUUGGAGUACAGGUCUAGUCUUUUCCUUCUGGUCUUUCUCAAUUGUGUGCUACACUGACAUCCCACAAGAGAGGAAGCUGUGUCCCAUGUCACCUAAAUUGUUUCCAUAUUGCUAUGGUUUUCUGACUGUGAAAAAAAAAAUACCUAAAGUGUUUUGCAUUAAUGUGAGUCUGCAAGUACACUGGCUAAAUACAGACUGCUGGCGGUCUAGAAUGUAAUCUUCUUCACAAUAAGAGUCAUUAUGAACAUUGUGUUCUGUCUGGUCCUGAAGCCCUGACUGACAGCUUCAAGAGGUGCAUACAGAAAUGUUGUACAGGACUCCUUUGUCAGUGCUCAGAAGAACUGGAUCAAAACGUUUGCACAGAUUCCACGCAGACAGUUCUAUGAGCUCAUUGUAUUUGUUGUUGAAAGUAUUUAUGUUAAAAACAAUGUAUGAAAAAAGAAGUGUUUUAAGUCUGAAACUACCAUCAAGUGUAUCUGAACAACGUUAGACAUUUCUUUCCAGUAACUGGAAUGCUUAAACCGGAAAAAACAUUGGGAAUUUAUUAACACUAAAUUUUGAGAAUAACAUUCAGACUGAGUAAUGUAAAGUGAAUGGAUAUAUUAUUCAGACUUCAGUUGAUUCUUUUCUUUCCUCUUUUGUGAGUUAUGUUGGGAUGGGCUUGAGAGUGGAAUUCUACUGAUGCUGAAUCCCUUUCACUUACUCUGGUGUUCCACCUGUACCCAGUGUGCUAUUUGUGCCCAUUGAUCCAUAUCAAAAAGGCUGGACAAGUUCAUUCUUUUUUCUUUUUCUUUUGCACAAAUUUAUGAAAUAAAAUUGCCACACCUAAAAAAGACCCUUUCUCACUAUUCUGUACAACUGUAUUUAAAACUAGCAGCCAUUCUACAAACAUUCCAGAAUAUGUAAUUCUUAUUUUAAGAUAUGGGAGUUCAGGCUUAACUUUCUAUCCUGCCUAUUGAUUUUAUUUAUUUAUUUAUUUUUGGUGCAUUGAUAAUUGGAUUUGGAAGGGAGGAAAUAGUUGGAUCUUAGAAUUAUAAUUGCAAGAAAAUGGUCUCUGAGGUAAGAAUAAAACACUCUAUUUGUGGGAAUGAAAAGUAUGGAUACAUGUAUACAGGGCAAUGAGAAAUUCUUCAACAGGUAUAGGUAAUGGCAACAGUUUUCUCCCUUCUUUUUUCUUUGUGCCUAUAUACAGUAUAUAAGAAAGGGAGAGAGGGAGGGAGGAACAUAAAUUUAUGCUAAGUGGGUUUUUUUUUUAAAUGAGGAAAGAGUAUGAAAUAAAAAACUAUCAGUUUUGAUUAAAAAAUUUGCCCUCUGAGAAUUUCAACUGUAUUUAGAAUCAUAAAAAAUACAUGAUAUUUAUUAUCUGAAGUUGCAGAUCUCUCUCUCUCUUUCUCUCUCUUUCACACAGACACAGACACACAGACACACCAAAUGAAUACUAUACUUUUACAUAUUAAUGUGACACUUACACCCAACCAGAAUUGGGGCAUCUAAAUAACUUUCAUUAAAAAUUACCAUGUUUUUGUCCUCAAUGUAUCAUUCAACAGAUGACCCUUCCUGGUUUUACAUCUUCUGUAAACGUCAUUGCCCAAAAACUCUUUUGCAUACAUGAUUUCCCCUAUUUAAAUUUACUUCAAGCAUUCAAAAAGUGCAGCCCUUCUCAGAAAAAGAAUUGUAAGGAAUGAACAGCCAAGCAUAAGGUUCCUGCUUCUAUGGAAGGUUAUAAUCAUGUCUAUGUAAACAUAUUUUUACUUUCCUCAUAGAUCUUUCUGAUAUCAAAGAUCUUCAUUUACAAAAAGAACCGCUUUUUCCUUAGAAAUGAAUGGUACUUCACUGUCCUGCAAUGAUUUAGUGGUAACUAUGUAUCCAAAAUUCUCUCACAAUCAUAUAAAACAGUAUUGGCAUCUCCUUCCUCCCUCCCUUCCUCCCUUUUAGUUGACCUAUUAUUUAAAAUAGAAUGACUUGAUAUGUGAUACAAAUACAGUUGCCAAAUCUAUUUUAACUGAUGGUUUUUUAAUCCUACUUUUAAUAGCAUUAAGUUGAGGUCAACAGAAGCUACCCUUUCUAUGAGAAUACUUCCAUGUCAUUAUUAUUUUCUUUUUAAACUGUUAAACAAGAGAAAGACACAAUUUUCAGUUAAUUUAUAUUGCUGUUUCUAGAUAACUAUCAUCACUGCAUUUAAAAAACCAUUUGGUUUCACUCAUUUUGUUUUUGCAUUGAUCCUUAGGGCCUGUUGCAAAUUUAUCUGUUGCCAAAAUUACCUUUGCUCAAAUAUAAUAUUCUCCUGAAAAGAAAAUAACUGUGCCAUAACUGUGCAGUUCAAGGAAAGAAUUGUCUAUAUGACAUGGCUGAAUGGAAAGCCAAAGGGAUAUGCUAAUGUUCCAACUAUAAGAUUGUUCUCACUCAGCAGCAAGAUAUCAACUCAAUAGUGUAGAAAGUGGUGACGUGAAUCUGGUUUCUAACUCUCAUUCCAUGUUAUAAAUUCUGUAUCUCUGUAUCAUUUACUACUUGAUUCCUGGAGAUUUAUGGGGAACAGUUAUAUAAUAGGCUUGUUUGAUGCAGUGUAUUACUUUCAUCAUUUGACCGUAUGAGAACAUCUGUAGAUGGAUAAGUGAUUUCCUGAUGAUGGUUUCUGUCAUUUUUAAGGAGCUAAGGUAACUUUCUGGUUAUCAUAUUAAUCUAAAUUCUUACAACUGGAGGAGAAGCAACAUCUUUAUUUGGCUAGUUUAUUUUUGAGUGUAUUUUAUUUUAAGUGUAUUUUUGAGGUUUGAUGGCUAAUAACACCACUUUUUUUGGACUAGUAUCAUAAAAUUAUAUAUCAAUGGAAAGAUAAUAUAAUCAAUAAUUUAAUGCAACAAAGUUUGUUCAAUUAUCUGUAUUCUAUGAAAAGUUAUAGCCAAAUAAGAAAAAGGAAGCACAACUUGCUUAGGUUGAUAUCAGGUAGCUUUCCUUCAUCUGAUUGCAGCCAAUGAGCAUGAGUGUUUAGAAAGCCAAUCAGGUGUCAUCUUGUUUUGACAAUGAGCCAAUCAGAUCACAGUAGGAUUCAGUUAUUGAUGUCAUGUAUUGAAGCUGAGAGGAGGACAUUUGUCAGUGUUUUAUGUGAUCGCUAUCAAGUUGGUUGGUUUUUUUUGUGUUCAUUUAGUGAGCUUGUAAAACAUAAUAAAAUUAAGUAAUGGUGCAAAGAGUUGACUGGUCACCCAGAAAGUGAUGUAAAUAGUAUUAUUAAGUGAACAAGGCUACAUUUAUAAAGAAAUUAGGAGAAAAAUUGGUGGAAACUUAACUAAAGGUGGCAUUUCUAAGUUUUUGAAGAGGUACAAGGAAAUUCAGUCACUACAAAACCACACUGGUAAAGGCAGGAAAAGGUACACAACAGCAAGUGAUGAUAGAAAAAUUAAGAGACUGUGCCUAUGUGACAGAAGAAAAUCAUCUGGGUGUAUACAAGAUGAAAUGGUGCAAUGCAAUGUGAAGUUGAGUGCAAGGACUUUUCGGUGCAGACUUCAGGAAUUUGGCUUACAAUCUAGAAUUCCACAAAAAAAGCCACUUUUAUCUCUCAAACAAAGGUUGAAAAGCAUUACAUUCUUGAUUAAAUUCUUUCCAUUGAUAUAUAAUUUUAUGGUACUACUCCAAAAAAAGUGGUGUUAUUAGCCAUCAAACCUCAAAAAUACACCUUUCCAAAGGUUUCCACAAUUUUGGCCACUACUGUAUGAUAUAUGAAUUCAUCUUCCACAGUGCUUCAUAUGUUUUUAAUAAAAUGAGAUGACAAACAUGCCUAAUUGGUAUCCAGUAUAUUUAGAGAAACAUACACUCAAUUUCUGAUUUUUGCACCAUGCAUUAUAGCAUGGUAUGAGGCAAGAAUUUAUUCUCCAUUGUAUGUUGGCUGAACCAUUCUCUGCAAAUCUAUGAAUCUUCAUUCCAUAGAAUUCUAUAUGCUGAAAAGCAUUCAGGAUUGUUUACUGACAAAUAUAAAGUAGUACAAUGAUAAAUCAUACAAAAUUCUCCAGAAAGCUUUUGUAAAGUCACUGGAUUCCUUCAGAUUUGCUGUAAUUUUCACACAGUGAAGUCUUUUUGUUGUACAAUUAAGAUCAAAGCAGACAAUUUUUAGGUUGGAGUCAAGUUUCUAUCUGUGCGUCUGUAAUAAACUGCAUAUCUAUAUUGCGAUAAGGCAUGAGGAAUGCAAGGUCCUCUAAUUGGACAAUAACUUUCUGAUCUCUGGCAUUGUUGAUAAGAUCUCAUGGAAGUCGGAAUCCAACAACCUCUUAACCAUUCUCUUCAAAUCUAUGAAUCGGAUUCAUUCCAUGGAAUUCUAUAUGCUUAAAAGCCUUCAGGAUUCUUUACUGACCACUGUAAAGUAGUAAUUUCUGUUCUCUACCAUUGUUGAUAGUCAGAAUUUAAUAACAUCUUCAGGGUUGUUUAUUCUUGAGUCUUCUAUCAACUAUUGUAGCAUAAUUGGACAUUUCCCUUUAAAUCCAGUAUUUUCCAACAAAUAUGCUAAAAUACUAAUGGUUCGAUUCAAUCUGAAACUGGAAAUUGAUGGCCAUUUUGCUGUGAAUGACCACCUUGAGGCUGAAAUACAUUAGGGCCAAAACAUUUGAGGGUAUCACAGGUUCUCCAAUUUAAUAUAUUAUCAUUUGUUUCAUUUUUAACAAACAAGAACAGAUUUUAGGUAUGGUAUGCAGGCUUGCCUAGGAUGCAUAUUGUUUAAUUCCUCAUUAAGUAAUAACUAAUGUAGCUAUUUUAUUCCAUCAUUCAUUAGAUAAUCAAAUAUUACUUUAAGCAAUAAAUAUUUCAUACAAUUAUAAUUCUUUCAGAGUGCCUUUCCCCCAGAAUUAAUAGUAAGAAGUUGGUGUUGGUUUUUUAAAAUUUCCUCACAAGAACCUGUUAUCAUUCUUCUUCUUCACAAAGCCGAUAGAAAUAAAAUAGCCUUGCCAUGCUGGGACUUAGACUGAGAUAUUAUAUUAGGGAAAAAUACAACAAUUUAUUGAUAACAACUGCAAUUCAAGUUAUACGUGUUUUAUAUGUUUGGCAAAAAUGUAAGAUAAUUAGGUUUUGUUUUUUUUCAAAAUGUUUUUUUCAAAAAACUAAAAGAUUGGUGAAGAUUUUAAUUGAUAUUAUUUAUGAUUCUAUUCCUCUAUGAUUUUUAGGGAAGUAGUUGUAUUAGUAUAUGUAUUACACUUUUAACUAUUUCAACACACACUGAAAUGCAAUCAAGAAACAAUUUUGAGGAAUCCCUUCCACCCAAAGAAUAUCUAUCUUUUAAUUAUUCAGAAACAGAGGGCCCUGGACUCUCAUUUUGAUUGUAAAAUACAUAACUCAGCACUGAAUUUGUAAUUUGAUAUUUAAAAAAUCAUUCAUGCAAACCAAUGAAUAAUGCCUGCUAUUAUGUGUAUGGUCAAUGACCUUCCAGCAUGGGAAUUAACCUGGAGGGCUAUAAAAAUAGGUCAUAAAGAUAAAUUAUGUCCAUGGUAAUUACAAGAUUCAUUAUUAUUUAACUUAAUAUCAGUUUGAUCUAUUACUUAUAAUUAAUGGUUUAAUGAUAUGUAAUCCUCUGAUAGAAACAUAGAGUUGCUAUAAUAUAUAAUUUGAUAAAUAUAAUAUUUAUUUUUUUUCAAAAUGAUCAAAAUCUAUAUGUCAAUUUGUGAAUUCAUAUAAUUUUUAUUUUAGCCACUAUAUUUUUUAUACAAUUAUAAAAUUAGUUCCUAUAACAUGACACAAUAAUCAUAAUGUGAUUGUUUAAUCUUAAUCAUUAAUCCCAAUUCUUACCUGUAGUUGUUCAUUUGUUCUAAAUAGAUUGGGCUUAUUUUUCUAGGUUUUCCAAACAAGCUAUGGUGAAAAUCAGGAAUAACAGUUUCCCAAUAGCUUGGUUACUUUUUUUUAAUUUCUUUUAUUUCAAUUCUAAUACAUGCGGAAAAAGAUUUAUCUUGUUCAGUCUUUCUGUAACUGUAACACUUGUAAACUGUAUUGAAUGAUUUGAUAUUUAAUAUUUCUGUUUGCAAAAAUGUUGUAGUUAGACUUUUUAAAAAAGAAGCUAAAGAAUUCAACAGUCACGUGUGAGUUGAUAAUUAGCCGCCAAGACUUUACGUCAAAAGUUCUCCAGUGCACAUUGUCUAGUAGUGUAAAAUCUGAAAAUAUUUAUAAUGCUAUAGAAUUAGGAUUGAUUUGUUUAUUUUUGUCUAGGAAAAUAGAAAUCUUAAAUAGCACUCCAUUUACCAUUUUUGAAAAUUUGAAUUUUCAAUUCCAUUUUUUCCAUUAGAUUUCAGAACAUGAGUUUUUAUUUAUUUAUAAAAAAAUACAUGACAGCCCAUUUUAAAUAAAUAUCUCUCAGUGGCAAAUAAUCAAUUGAAAAGAAAAUGGAGGCAUAACAAUUCCAUAAAAUUAACAGAUAUAUAUAACAGCCUUCUGGAAGUGAAACUGACCAAAUCUCAGGGACAAUCUGAGGUUUUUCAUUUUUUUUAUACCUUUUCUUGUUAAUAUAAUAUAAUCGCAAACAGUGCAGAAGCAAUUAAAAACAAUUGAUUUUUGAAUCAGUGGGAUUUAUUGCUAUCUUUUUUUUAUUGCAAGCAAGGAAUUCCACUGAUUCAAAAAUCAAUCAUUUUGUUAAUACCAUUGCACUAUUUAUGACCACAUUAAUGGGCAAAACAAAAUCAGGAAAAAAUAGAAAACAUUUUAUAAUUUAAAUAUUUAAUUAAUAAAAAUACACAAUUAUCCUUGAUUAAAUGCCCCAAAGUCUUAACAUUUACCAUAAAUAGUUGUGAUAUAUGCGGUUCAUAAAAAUAGGGAAUUUCAAGGAUGAGUUUAUUUCCAUAUUUUAAAAAUUCACACGAGUGGGAUAAGUUUAACUGUUGUUUGUUCAAUUGUAUGUUAACAGAAUUGUUAUUAUAUGUGAGGACAAUCUGGCUUCAGCAUCUGUGACCCUAUUGAUUUGGCAAAUUGUAUUUGAAUUUGCAUUGGUCUGAGCAGUGUUUUCAUCAUGCUGUGGUUAUUAAUGGAUGUUCUUUGAAAGAAAUGGUGGGGAUUGUUUACCAAACAGAUUUUGUAGCAGAAGAGCGGUGAACUAUUUUUUUUAAAAAAAUAAAAAUAUAUCAAGUAAAAUAAUAGAGGAUAUAUACAUACCCUAUAUAUAAAUUAAGGGACUUGAGAUUUUUUUACAGAAUGGAAGUAAUAUAACGAAAGGAAAAGUAUUGAUCCAAUGAACUACCAUUGCAAAAGUUUCUUAUGAAUGUAUUUAUUUCAGGUUGUCAUCUAGAUAGUAUGUAAGUACCCUUUAUUGAAAAGCAAAUAUGCAAUUGCUCUUAUAACCCAAAUAUGACACCUUGCAUGCCAAUCGCUAAUUGUGUAUAAUUAAGCAAUUCUUCUCAUUUUGGCCAGAAAUGUUACUGCACUUAAUUUCAGUAUGUUCAAGAGUCAACAUUUAUGGAUCCAUGUGCUACAAAAGAAAUUGUAAAAAAAAACCCACUGUCAAUGUUCUUGUCAGAGUACUAAAACAAAAUUGUCUGUCUUCAUACAGUUUAAAUCUGAUUCUGCUUUCAGUUUUAUUCUGUUCUUCCUGAAACAUAUGAACAUUAAAGGAAUAAAGACUGCUUUGAUUUCA
Molecule: messenger RNA, 9769 nt
Organism: Pantherophis guttatus
Lineage: Eukaryota; Metazoa; Chordata; Lepidosauria; Squamata; Colubridae
Gene: GPR26
Product: G protein-coupled receptor 26
Biological process (GO): adenylate cyclase-activating G protein-coupled receptor signaling pathway
Cellular component (GO): membrane
Molecular function (GO): G protein-coupled receptor activity
Source: RefSeq, a predicted model, not a curated record